UUUUACUGAAAGUAAAAACAAAUCUCACCCAUUAUUACAGCUUCCAAGGGGACAAUCAAUAGCUUAAUAACUUUGAUUGGAUCUCAUUAUAGCCAAAUUUAAAAUACCCUAGACUUUUCUGACAUGGUCAUAUGCUUCUUAAAGUUAGAAAGCCAGUGAAGGAAAGAGAGAGAGAUAGAGGGCAAGGGAGGUAAGAGAGAGAGAGAGAAAGAAUCACUGCUUUUAUUUUAGUGAUUUUGUCAUAUGUUUCUGCUUCUUAAAGUUAGAAAAUUAUGAUGAGUGAGAGAGAAUAAUGGUAUGUAAAUAGCACUAGCUAGCAGUAAGAGUAGUGUGUGUAAUAGCUAAGCCACAAGUAGCUAGAGCAGCUGGAGAGCAUAUCAUAUCAUACCAUAUCAUAUCAUCACUUCAUUCCCAUAUAGUAUUUCCAUCAGACUCUUAUAUCAUCAUCAUCAUCAUCAUCAUCAUCAUCAUCUUAUAUUAUAGUACAUGCCCUAAGAUAAGAUCUUAUCUUACACUAUUACUUAGAAAGAAUUUUACUGACUAAAAAUGGCAUUUUUAGUAGAAAGGAGUGAUCCUCAACUUCAUCAUCACAGCAUUCAUCAUCAUCAACAUCAUAUUCAAGAACAACACCACCAAGAAAUGGUGUUUUCAGUGUCAGAAUCACAAAAGUCAGUUCCUGCUCCUUUCUUAACUAAGACUUAUCAGCUUGUUGAUGACCCUCGCACUGACCACAUUGUGUCUUGGGGUGAAGAUGAGACUAGUUUCGUAGUUUGGCGACCACCUGAGUUUGCUAGAGAUCUUCUUCCUAACUACUUCAAGCACAACAACUUCUCCAGUUUUGUCAGACAGCUCAACACCUAUGGUUUCAAGAAGGUAGUUGCAGAUAGAUGGGAGUUUGCAAAUGAGUACUUCAGAAAAGGGGAAAAACACCUACUAUGUGAAAUUCAUAGAAGGAAAACACCACAACAUCACCACCAAAUUCACUACCAAGACCAAAUAUUACUACCAUCACAAUAUAUCCCUUCACCAACUGAUGAAAAUUCCUCUUGGAUAAACAUUGAUCAGUCAUCUCCCUUACCUUCUCCUAAACCAACCAACGGUCCGGCCAACGACAUCCUAACGGCGUUAACUGAAGACAAUCAAAGGCUAAGGAAGAGGAACUUCAUGCUCUUAUCUGAACUUAACCAUAUGAAAACCCUAUACAAUGACAUUAUUUACUUCAUCCAAAACCAUGUUAAACCAGCAGUGCCUAAUGGUAAUAAUAAUGAUCAAAAUCGCCCUGUUAACUUUAAUGCAAUGGCUGCAGCUCCUCCUAAGCUCAUAGAAUUGGAUGAUCAAAAUCAGGAAAAUCGUCAAGGCGAUACGAGCAAGAGAGACACUAUGAUCAAGCUGUUUGGAGUUCCUCUUCAUAGCAAGAAGAGAUUGCACUUAGCAGAAGGAAACCUUUAAUGUUAUUAUGAUUAUUAUGUCUUAGAUUAAUUUGUUCAUUAGCUAUGUUAAUUAAGCAUUGUUAAUCAAUAGCUAUAGAUGGCUAGCUUUUAACUAGUAGAGCUUUCAUAAAAUUUGUACUGUAAUCAGAUCAAAUCAGAUCAGAUGUGAAGUUUUGGUUAAAUUACAUGAAAGUGCUUUAGCUCAUAA
Beta vulgaris subsp. vulgaris (sugar beet) is the source of this 1638-nucleotide messenger RNA. Its product is annotated as heat stress transcription factor B-4. The transcript has 2 exons. Gene Ontology annotation, biological process: regulation of transcription by RNA polymerase II. The record is from RefSeq and is a predicted model, not a curated record. NCBI's taxonomy places the organism in Eukaryota, Viridiplantae, Streptophyta, Magnoliopsida, Caryophyllales, Amaranthaceae. Gene Ontology annotation, molecular function: RNA polymerase II cis-regulatory region sequence-specific DNA binding; DNA-binding transcription factor activity. Gene Ontology annotation, cellular component: nucleus. The coding region runs from base 547 to 1449 and encodes 300 amino acids.